UUGAAUUGUCUCUGACAUGGCGACCCAAGCGAAGUUGAUUGCCCAGAAGACCGUGCGCGGCAUGCCCGUCGACGGGGAGUCGUUGCCGCUGAAAGGCGGCGAAGACGGUGCCCACCACCGUCCGAAUGAUUUCCGAGCGCUCUGGGACAUCAUCACGGGGUCCCCCGUGAGCUGGCUCCUCGUCGCGAUCCCGUUCGCCGUCUGGUCGUACUAUGCUGAAUGGGGCGCUGUCUGGGUGUUUUCCCUCAACUUUUUGGCCAUGAUGCCCCUCGCCAACAUCCUCGGGGAAGCCACGGAGAACCUGGCCGAGCACACUGGCGAUACGAUUGGCGGUCUCGUGAACGCGUCGUUUGGGAACGCUGUCGAAAUCAUCAUUGCGAUCUUUGCGUUGAAGGCGGGCGAAAUCGAGCUGGUCCAGUCGUCGUUGAUCGGUUCCAUGUUGUCCAACUUGCUCCUCGUCCUCGGCAUGUGCUUUAUCUCGGGUCACCUCGGCGGUGCCCAGGAAUCGACGUUCUCUGGUGUCGGCGCCUCGAUCAACAUGUCGCUUCUGUUCGUUGCAUCGUUCGCCAUGUUGGUCCCGUCGUACUACUCGCAAUCCGUGUCCCACGCCGACGAAGUCGACCACAGCAUUGCUGUCUUGGGCUUGUCCCGCAUGUCGGCCAUCUUCCUCGUGUUGAUGUAUGUGCAAUUGAUGUUUUUCCAACUGGUCACGCACAAACCGGCCGAUGCCGCGGUGGAAGGCCAUGGCCCUGCGUUGUCCUUGGUUGGCGCGACGAUCGUCCUCCUCUUGUCCACGAUCGCCGUCGCAUUCUUGUCGGAAUACUUGGUCAGUUCCGUCGACGACUUGACCAAGUCGUCGGGCAUUCCCAAAGCAUUCAUCGGUAUCAUCGUGCUCCCGAUUGUCGGCAAUGCUGUCGAGCACAUCACGGCCCUCAAGGUCGCGUACAAGAACAACAUGGAACUCGCAAUGGGAGUCGCCGUCGGGUCGGCGACCCAAAUCUCGCUCUUUGUCGUUCCUGUCUGCGUCAUUGCCGGCUGGAUCAUGGGCCAACCCAUGACGCUGGCGUUCAAUACGUUUGAAGCCCUCACGUACGUCUUUACGACGCUGAUCGUGUACGUCAUCGUGGCGGACGGCAAAUCCAACUGGUUGGAAGGGUCGAUGCUCCUGACCUUGUACAUCCUCGUCGGGUUGUCGCUGUUGGAGAUCACGAUUUAAGCGUCUCAAUGUGUGCAUUGUUGAAAAACCUUUGGUGCGCCAACCUAGUUUCCACACGCAUGGUCCCGCCCAGGCAUGAUGCAGGGCUGUUGGCGGCGGGUGGGAUAGGGUCCCGACGGCGCGGCCUCUUGCUGCACUCGGCCAACGUAAAUCGGUUGCGACGACGUAUGCAGUCGCACAGUGUGAUGCCAACAACGAACGUGUGCACACUGAUCGGUGUCUCAUGCGAAUGGACGGUGCCACAAGAACAGUAGGAAGUUGCGUGGCAUCAUCCCACAGGGGCUGCGCCAGUUCCCUCAUGCAUUCGAUCCAAAGGGAGCAGGACGCACCAGCACCCCUUCGUGAUGCACCAGAGCACGGACAUCUCGAAAUCGUUCUCCCAUCGUCGCAGCGUGCUGCGGAGGUGGGAGUUACGAGGUGCGCCCAACAACAUGGAGAAUCGGCAAUGUGAACAACGAGGAAACGAUGUGCAAAGCCACAUGAGCCAACUUAAUUCGUGGCGUUGAGCUGCCACCCGUCGAAUUUGUUGUACCGCUCUAG
Aphanomyces invadans is the source of this 1756-nucleotide messenger RNA. Its product is annotated as calcium/proton exchanger. The transcript has a single exon. Lineage: Eukaryota; Oomycota; Saprolegniomycetes; Saprolegniales; Verrucalvaceae. The coding region runs from base 17 to 1216 and encodes 399 amino acids. The record is from RefSeq and is a predicted model, not a curated record. Gene Ontology annotation, cellular component: membrane. Gene Ontology annotation, molecular function: calcium:proton antiporter activity. Gene Ontology annotation, biological process: intracellular calcium ion homeostasis; calcium ion transmembrane transport.